AUGUUCGGGCCACAACUAAGCAGACAUGCCGUGCCCGGCACUCACCCUUACCAUGAUGGGCGAAUCCGGACGCAUCAUUGGGCGGAGACGGUGGCGACGCUCUUGAUGGGGUUCAAGCAAAGAGUGAGCUACUUCAAGCAGAGCAAGACUCGAAAGGAUAGAGCAAUUCGCGUCGUCGCUGCCGAAGAAUCGGAUGUCUAA
Messenger RNA from Colletotrichum tamarilloi, 201 nucleotides. RefSeq lists its product as uncharacterized. Lineage: Eukaryota; Fungi; Ascomycota; Sordariomycetes; Glomerellales; Glomerellaceae. The record is from RefSeq and is a predicted model, not a curated record. The transcript is spliced from 2 exons. Bases 1 to 201 code for a protein of 66 amino acids.